Cercospora beticola is the source of this 1974-nucleotide messenger RNA. RefSeq lists its product as uncharacterized. Gene Ontology annotation, molecular function: serine C-palmitoyltransferase activity; pyridoxal phosphate binding. Gene Ontology annotation, cellular component: endoplasmic reticulum. Lineage: Eukaryota; Fungi; Ascomycota; Dothideomycetes; Mycosphaerellales; Mycosphaerellaceae. The record is from RefSeq and is a predicted model, not a curated record. Gene Ontology annotation, biological process: ceramide biosynthetic process; sphingosine biosynthetic process.
GAUAUCUUGAAACGCGGAAUCUCGCGCGCCGACCUCAGCAAUACGACCAUCUACGGACCCUAGCCGCCAUAAGAAUGAUGCGCGAGUGAUCGGGAGCGCAACGACACCUAAACCUACACCCAGUACACGCGAUACCCCUGACGAUGAACUCGACAUUCGCGAGCCUACAAGGCGAGCUGCCGGAUUCAGCGCUCGCCUUCAUCGACAGCACCGCCUCAUACUUGCAGCAAAUACCUGGAUCAGCAAUAGUAGUGCGCUACAUUCGGUCCUCAUAUCAGAAUGAUCCUGUCCGUAGCGCAGUCGAGCUAUUCCUGUUCAUCUUCGCCGUGCGCUACCUGCUCGCACCGUCAUACAGCACCAAGAGGAAGAAGAACGUGCCUCUGACGGAAGAUGAAGUGGAUGAGUUAGUGGAAGACUGGACACCCGAGCCGCUGGCCGGCGAAGAGACUGAAUUCGAAAGACUUACCAAUGAGAAGAGCCCCGUCAUCACGGGAAUGGCAGGACCCAAAGCGAAACUUGCGAAUGGCAGGACAGUGACGAACCUGGCGAGCUACAACCACUACAACUUUGCUGGGAACCAAGAUCUCAUGAAUAAGGCUGUUACUACAGUGCGGACCUACGGUGUCGGGCCAUGCUCACCACCGGGCUUCUACGGAACACAGGAUGUACACAUGAAGAGCGAGGCAGAUAUUGCGGCACACAUCGGCAUGCCGGCAGCGAUCAUCUAUGCGCAGAGUUUCUCAACCAUCAGCAGUGUCAUUCCGGCAUUCAGUAAGAGAGGAGAUAUCAUCGUGGCAGACAAGGCAGUCAACUACCCCAUCCGCAAAGGCCUACAGAUCUCGAGAAGUACUGUCCACUGGUAUGAGCACAACGAUAUGGAAGAUUUGGAGCGAGUACUGCAGCGAAUUGUGAAGCAAGGACGAGGCAAGCCGCUUACGAGGAGGUUCAUUGUCACGGAAGGCUUAUUUGAGAACAUCGGAGACAUGGUCAACCUGCCAAAACUCAUUGAUCUCAAGUUCAAGUACAAGUUCCGUAUCAUCUUGGACGAGACUUGGUCAUAUGGCAUUCUCGGACGCAGUGGCAAGGGAGUGACAGAACAUCAAAACGUGGACCCAACAAACGUGGACAUGAUCAUCGGAGGCCUCGCGGGAGCAAUGUCGAGUGGUGGUGGUUUCUGUGCUGGUAACAUGGAGAUUGUGGAACAUCAGCGUCUUAGUGCUGCGGCCUACACAUUCUCUGCAGCUCUGCCGGCAUUCCUGGCGACCACUGCUUCCGAGACUGUGACGAUGCUCCAGGAGGACCCCCGACACAUUUCCACACUGCGGGAGAACAUCUCAGCCAUACGUGCGCAGCUCGAUCCUCGAAGCGAUUGGGUUCACACCAACAGUGCGCCCGAGAAUCCCGUCAUUCUGCUUGUUCUCAAAGACCAGCAUGUCCAAGAUCGGAACCUGUCGAGAGCGGAGCAAGAGGCUCUUCUCCACGACUGCGUUGACGAGUGCCUCAACAACGGCGUCCUCAUCACACGUCUCAAAUCCAUGCCAGGCGCGCUAGGACUUGCACCCAAAGAUCUCGAAAAGGAAUGGCAGCCUCAGCCGGCUCUGAAGGUUUGCGUGACAUCGGGUUUGACCAAGAAGGAAACGGAAAAGGCUGGCAUCGUCAUUCGACAUGCUAUCACCACUGUCAUGAAGAGCAGAAAGUGGCAGAGGUAGUGCAAGUGUUAACAUUAUACAGAGCUAAUGUAGUAAUUUUCACCCUUCGUGCGCUGUUUCGCAUAGAUCUUACAUCUGAUACUAUAAUGAAGCACAAUAUGCUGGGAACUCCAUGCAUUCUGAUCAAUCGUAGGGACCGAACGAUGCGUUCAAUAUCUCUCCAUCAACCAAAUUCUUCGCUGAGCCUCUGGCAUCUCCGCGAGCAUCUCCAUCGUUGCCUUCUCGACCGCAAGCCAGUUCAUCGCAACUUCCCUUCCAAGCAAAC